UAGGCAGAGAGGUUCCUCUUUGGUCUAACUUGUAUAUUGGCAUCGUAGUGUAUGUCCACAUUGUAGAGAUGGCAUCUCGAAAAAUCGUCGUGGUACUAUUGAGUAUGGUACUAUGCAACAAUUGAAUCUGAUUGUUGUAUAUAUUUUUUAACGGAGUAAAACUCGAGAAAACGUGAAGCGACCGGGCUGUCGGAAUGAUUGAGCACAAUUUUCCUCCUUUGAAAAAUGAUCAAAUACUCAAGGCAGCACGCGGAGAGCCAGUUGACAGGGUUCCAGUUUGGGUUAUGAGGCAAGCAGGGAGAUACCUACCAGAAUUUCAGAAAGUCAGAGCUCAGCACGAUUUUUUCAGCGUUUGUCAAACGCCCGCAUUGGCAUGUCAGGUGACCUUACAACCGAUAGAACGUUUCGAACUAGAUGCCAGCAUAAUAUUCUCAGAUAUCCUGGUGAUUCCUCAGGCGAUGGGCCUGAAAGUCGAGAUGGUACCAGGGGUAGGUCCAGUCUUGCCUCAGCCCUUAGCCGAUCCCAGUGAUUUAACGCGGCUUGUACGACCAAAUGUGAAUGAAGCUCUAAAGUAUGUUGGAGAUGCUAUAACAUUGACUCGGCAUAAAUUGGAUGGUAGAGUACCAUUAAUAGGAUUCACCGGAGCACCUUGGACUUUGAUGGGGUACAUGAUUCAAGGAGGAGGUAGUUCUACAAUGGCAAAGGCAAGAUCUUGGUUAUAUAAGUAUCCAGAAGACACUCACAAAUUGCUACAGAUGAUUACGGAUAUUAUUGUUGAUUACUUAGUAAUGCAAGUAAAAGCUGGUGCUCAGUUACUUCAAGUGUUUGAAAGCAAUGGAGACUAUUUGGAUGAUGCUUUGUUUACAAAUUAUUCUUUUAAGUAUCUCAAACAAAUUAGCGACCGUGUACGAAAGCAGUUAAAAGAGGAAAAUAUUCCAGAAGUGCCUAUGAUUGCUUUUCCAAAGGGUGCAACCAUGAAUUCCUUAAAAAUUCUUGCGAAAGAUCAGAGCUAUGAAGUUAUAGGUCUUGAUUGGACUGUAGAUCCUAUAGAAGCCAGAAAUCAGCUUGGUCCUAAUAUUACGUUACAAGGUAACAUGGAUCCUUGUGCAAUGUAUUCUCCACAGGAUAAAAUUGUUGAUCGUGCACAAAAAAUGGUGUCGGAUUUUGGUAAAACUCGAUACAUUGCUAACUUGGGACACGGCAUUUUACCGGAUACUCCAAUUACAUCCAUGGAGGCUUUUAUUAAAGGAAUCCACUCUGCAUAGGGUUGCACGAGACAGAUCGGCGCGAAUCGAGCGAGAAACCAGGUUCCAGGACUGACGUUACGCAGUUGGUAGACCGAAUACCGUCGGCGCUGUCACCGUCGCGUGUGAGACGCGCGUUGCCAAUCGCCAGUCGUCUUCCCGCGUUCCCGCUGGUGUUGUGACAGUCUGACAGUCCUGGUCGGAGAAGUACGUCAGAGGUUGGUCGUGGGACAGGAUGCGCGUCACGGUUAGGUCUUGAGACCUCGUCGCGGGCCCGUAGAAUGACCGAGUGUUGCGCUGGACGACGCGGCUCUCGCUGAGGGUUUGAUUUGACGUCG
Molecule: messenger RNA, 1582 nt
Organism: Solenopsis invicta (red fire ant)
Lineage: Eukaryota; Metazoa; Arthropoda; Insecta; Hymenoptera; Formicidae
Gene: Urod
Product: uroporphyrinogen decarboxylase
Exons: 8
Coding region: 195-1265 (356 amino acids)
Biological process (GO): heme biosynthetic process
Cellular component (GO): cytosol
Molecular function (GO): uroporphyrinogen decarboxylase activity
Source: RefSeq, a predicted model, not a curated record